Dermacentor silvarum is the source of this 2744-nucleotide messenger RNA. RefSeq names its product V-type proton ATPase subunit H (gene VhaSFD). The coding region runs from base 654 to 2315 and encodes 553 amino acids. The transcript is spliced from 14 exons. The record is from RefSeq and is a predicted model, not a curated record. Gene Ontology annotation, cellular component: vacuolar proton-transporting V-type ATPase, V1 domain; lysosomal membrane. Lineage: Eukaryota; Metazoa; Arthropoda; Arachnida; Ixodida; Ixodidae. Gene Ontology annotation, biological process: proton transmembrane transport. Gene Ontology annotation, molecular function: proton-transporting ATPase activity, rotational mechanism.
AACACCGUCGAUUUCGGUCGCCGCCGGCUCGGUGCAUAACGCGCGUUUCUCACGACCACGCACGAUCAGGUAAAGGGGAGAGAAAUUGACACUCAGCCUUAACUGUAUAGGCUGCGGUUAGUUUGUAUAGGUGUAUACAGUCAGCCAGGAGAAGUGGGAUGAACUGCUGUAUUGGCUAUAAAGGGAGUUGCUGACAGAAGCCUCUCGUCGGUACACGGUGCUUUAAACGUUACGCAACUGCUGUUCGUGCAGGUUUACCCGUCGGUGCUGCACGGCUCCUCGCACGCUUCGCAACCUGUAGAGAUCCCUAUCUCCUAUAUAGUCUGUGACGCACUGUGUCGUUCAAAAAAGGGUCGACGAAGUGUCAGCCACUCGCCAUCAACAUCGGGUCUCCCUCUUCUUUUCUUCGGACGCCCAAGUCAGUGAUUGCUGGGACGCUCGCACCGUGGUUCACAGCAGUUUCCGUGUCGACGAACACAGCGGGACUAGAAGCUGAGCUCAAUCUGCCAAUCUGAUCUCCGCAUUUCAGUCUAAGCUUUCGCUUCCGUUAAUUCUUCUCCAAUCGGUGUCCCUUGGGUGUGCAGCGCGUAAAAGUGCCGACUAGAGCGUCUGUGUGUGUCCUUAGAAAGGCAAGAGGGCGUCAAGUAGAAGACAUGCCUCGCGGGAAGAUGGAGACCGGCAGCGGCGGCGGCCACGGCAAGCACCACCGGAAGCGUGACCGACUAAGCCCCGUGGGCGGGGGCUCGUACGAGAGGCGCAACAGCGACAUCGAACUGGACAAGGUGACCGGGCCUCCCGAGGCCUUCUUCCAUCAGGCGAGGCAGUCGCGGCGAGCCUCGGUUAUGGCCGAGCUGGUCAUCAAGCACCUCGAGGACCAGGACCAGGAGGACAAAAAAAGCGUAGGUGUGGUGGCUGCCACCAGUGUUCUUCACCAAAGGGCGAACGAAAUACGGCAACAAAGGGUCAAUUGGCAGUCCUACCUUCAGAGCCAGAUGAUCACACAAGAAGACUACAACUUCAUUGUUGCCCUUGACCAGUCGACACCGGAGAGCAGGGCCAACCUGCUCAAGCAGCAGCGUCUGCAGUCAGCCAAGACCUUCUUCAACAUGCUGGGGCACAUCUCGAGAGACCAGACCAUCCAGUACAUCCUCAUCUUGAUAGACGAAAUGCUUCAGGAAGACAAGUCACGAGUGGAGAUCUUCAAGGAGUAUGCCCGCAAGAAAAAAGAGCCGGUCUGGACUCAGUUUUUGACCUUGCUGAAUCGUCCAGAUGGCUUCAUUGUCAAUAUGACAAGUCGCAUCAUUGCCAAGAUCGCUUGCUGGAGCCGUGAGCUGAUGGAGGGCUCUGACUUGCAGCACUACCUCACCUGGCUGAAAGACCAGCUUCGCAUGCCGAACAAUGACUACAUCCAGUCCGUGGCUCGGUGUAUGCAGAUGAUGCUGCGGAUCAAUGAGUACAAGCUAGCCUUCGUUGCCAUUGACGGCAUUUCAACCAUUGUGACAGUGCUGGCUGGUCGUGUGAACUUCCAAAUUCAGUACCAGCUUACCUUCUGCCUCUGGGUCCUCACCUUCAAUGUUGACUUGGCCAAGCGGAUGAGCAAGUACAACAUCAUACCAAUCCUGGCUGACAUUCUCAGUGAAUCGGGAAAAGAGAAAGUGGCACGGAUUAUCCUGGCAACAUUCAGGAACCUAAUCGAAAAGCCCGACGAGAAUGAGAUCCGGCGAGACAAUGCCAUCGCCAUGGUGCAGUGCAAGGUGUCAAGGCAGCUUGAGAUACUGCAGGGCAAGAAGUUUGCCGAUCCCGACAUUGUGGAGGACAUCGAGUACCUGGAGGAGAAGCUUAACACCAGCGUCCAGGAUAUGAGUUCUUUUGAUGAGUAUGCCACGGAGAUCAAGUCUGGCCGUCUGGAGUGGGGACCUGUGCACAGCUCAGAGAAGUUCUGGCGGGAGAACGCAGACAAGCUCAACGAGAAGAACUAUGAGCUGCUGAAGAUCUUGGUACGCCUGUUGGAGACAAGCAGGGACCCCCUUGUCCUGAGCGUCGCUGCCCAUGACGUUGGAGAGUACGUCCGGUACUACCCACGAGGAAAACAGAUCGAACCCACAUCCCUUCAAGUGCUACCAGAAAGUGUUAUUGAGAAACUGGGUGGCAAGCAUCUUGUGAUGCAACUGCUAGGCCACGAGGACCCCAAUGUGCGGUAUGAGGCUUUACUCUGCGUCCAGAAGAUCAUGGUGCACAACUGGGAGUACCUUGGAAAACAACUGGAGAAGGAAACUAGCACCUCACGACCAGCCCAAGGCCAAACCAGAUCAUAACUUGUCUGGGCAUGUUACCCUGCUCUUUAAGCCUCAGGAGGGGAUGUGUAAUAAACCUGUGUAUUUAUUUAUCCAAAGGCACUUGAAGCCAUCAGCAUUCCUUAAGCUUAACUUUGUGGGUUUUUCUUUAGUUAAAAUGUUCGAACUGGCUGCUCCAUGCACAUGGUGCAAGAGUGACAUUCCAAAUAAAACUGCCAUUGAACAAGUACUUACUCAAAACAAACUUUUCUCUUUCCAUUCUGCAUAUAUAGAAUAUUGUUCAUUAUUAUAACCUGCUGCAGACUGUGUGAGAUUUGUACAGCGUUUCAACAAUGUAACCUAACGCAUUCACUUGUUUACUGUGGUGCAUGUUAGUCUAUAAAAGUUGUGCCAGCAUUGUUUAAAAGACGCUGAGAACACGUGUAGCAAUAAACACAAUUGUGACCACGG